Lampris incognitus (smalleye Pacific opah) is the source of this 762-nucleotide messenger RNA. RefSeq names its product receptor expression-enhancing protein 5-like. The transcript is spliced from 5 exons. The coding region runs from base 176 to 733 and encodes 185 amino acids. The record is from RefSeq and is a predicted model, not a curated record. Lineage: Eukaryota; Metazoa; Chordata; Actinopteri; Lampriformes; Lampridae.
GUCCAGCUGCCAGCGGCUUGCCGACGGGCGAAUUAUCAAAUUGAGGUUAGUUAAAUUACGUGUCGGGGUGAAUAUAAAAUAUUCGAUGAUCUACACGUACGCCUGUUGCUGAUCGCGUCUGCUUCUGGUUCAGAAGUCAGGUUUCAGAGAAACCCGCAAAAAAAUAAAAAAUAAAAUGCUGUCUCAGCUGAAGCAACGCUACGGGGAGCUGAUGAAAGAGAGGAACGUCGUGUCGCGUCUGCUGGGCACGCUGGAGGAAAAAACAGGGGUACAGAAAGAAUAUAUCUCCACAGGUAUCGUGUUCUUCGUCGCUCUUUAUCUUAUCUUCGGACAUGGAGCCUCACUCCUCUGCAACCUCAUUGGCUUCAUCUAUCCAGCCUACUGCUCCAUCAAGGCCAUCGAGAGUGAAAAGAAGGAAGACGACACGCAGUGGCUGACCUACUGGGUGAUCUACGGGCUGUUCAGCAUUGUGGAGGCCUUCACUGACAUCUUGCUUUCUUGGUUCCCCCUCUACUUCUUUGGCAAGUGCUUUUUCUUAGUGUGGUGCAUGGUUCCAGUGGCACUGAAUGGUUCUAACGUUUUGUACAAGAACGUGGUCCGGCCUUUUUUCCUGAAGCACCAGGCUGCCAUGGAUGAGGCCGUCGCUGAUCUCGGUGGCAAGGCCAAGAACAUGGCCGACUCUGUCGCCAGAGAGGCUGCGAAUUAUGGAUUGAAACAUGAGAAGGACCAAUGAUGGGCAGAGGGAGGAAAAGUGUGCGUGUG